AUUUGCAUAUGAUCAAAGCUUCUGAACGUGAUCGUGCGUAGCUCGACACAGAUUUAGCCCUGGUAGGCCACGUACAAUCGAUAACUUCAUCAAAACAAAAGCAGGUGCAUUAUUUGCUGGUUCGGAAUCUACUCUAAGUGAACUACCACUAGAUUUGAGGUUUUUCAUUGCUAUACAUCUAGCUGUGAGAAAGCCAAAGUAAAGACAAACUUAUCAGAACAUUACACGAAGUUUUAUUUGUAAAGCCAGCAGUUCACACCAAGUUGUAGGCGUCAAAAUGGGCAAGCCAGUGAUGAAGAAUUUGGUGAAGAAGCAAGGCGCAGCUAGCAAGGCGGACUCUGCUGCAGAGAAGAAGAAAGCCGUCGAAAACAAAACCGUCACCCCCAUUGCAGCUGCUUCCGAAGAAACCACCGAAAAGAAGGCCACCUCUGAACAAGCGAAAAACAUCAAAGGGAUGAAGAAGUCCAUGAAAAAUAAGCAGCCGCUGAAGAAAGAGAAAGAACAUCCAGCCGGCGAAAACCAGAAGGUGAAAAUCCAAGCGCCUCCUCCGCUCGCGAAGGUCGAUGCAGCUGUUGCGCAGGAUGAAAAUUCGGAAGAACAAAGCGUUGACGAAGAGGAAAACAACGAUGAGGAUGACGAAUCUGUUUCCGACGAGGAGGAUAAAAUUGCGAUCCAAUCCGCCUUGCAGAAACACCCGAACUCCAAGUCCGACCUGAAGAACCGCGUGCAUAAAACCUCCACUAAAGAAGAGCGAAACGCCCGCGGCGUGCUCUACAUUGGCCACCUACCGAUGGGCUUCUUCGAACCGCAGCUGAAGAUUUUCUUCAGCCAGUUUGGCGAAAUCUGCCGCCUGAAGCUCUCCCGAUCGAAACAAACCGGCCGCCCGAAGGGGUACGCGUUCAUCGAGUUUGAGUUGAAGGAGGUCGCGGAGAUUGUGGCGAGCACCAUGAACAACUAUUUAUUGUACGGACGGAAGUUGGAAGUCGCGUUGGUGGAUGCUGAGAAAAUCAAGAUGAUCGGUAGAGGCUUCUGGAAGAACUGGAAGCAGAACAUCGUGCCGGUGGCCCGGACGAACCAGAAGAAGCAGAAGGAGCAGCACAAGGUCAAAAAGACGGAGGACGGGAAGAAAACCAUUCUGUCCACCCGGCAGCAGCGCCGCGCGAAGACGAAGCUGUGGAAGAUGGAGCAAUUGAAGAACUGCGGGUUGGAAAACACUAUCAAAUGUAAAAAUGUCUGGGUCUGGAAGGAUGCAACUUGUGAUGCUGCGUGUGGAUUCCAAAAAAAUCUGUAUUGCAUGAGUACCAAAGGGAAUGCAAUUGUUGCUACGCUGAGAAGGCAUUUGUCAUGCGGAAUAGGCAUCAAGAAGCCCUCAAAAAAUCUGUAUUGCUAGGGUAUCGUUCACAGACAUGAUGGCUCAUGCAAAACGUGCAUGACAAGUGUCAGAAUCUUCCAGACCCAGACAUUUUUACAGUUGAUAAACACUAACGAAGCGACUUUGAAGAAAAACGUCGAGGUUUUAUCCAAGGCGAGCGUCGUCGCGCAAAAGGUCUCGGAAUUGAACCCGAAGGGGGAGUUUGAGCCGAAGAAGGAGGAAAAAAUCGAGGUGGUGCCGCAAGAAAAAGCCGUGGAAAAAGAUGUUGAAAAGACGAUGAAAACAACCACUGCAUCCUCCGAGGAUAAAAACAAAGCGACUGGUGGUUCGGGAGCAAAAAAGGUCGUUGGGUCGAAGAAGAAGGUGAUGAAAAAGAAGUCGGCUUAGGUUUUGUGCUGCAUGUACUCAUAGAACCUGGACGAGACUAAAGCUAAACACGCUCAUGAUUUUCGCAUCCAAUUCAUCAGAAGAUCAUGAAUUUGGAUCUUCUGACGAGGAAUCAUCUCUGCCUGCAAUUAUGAUCGAAGAAAACGCUGUAGUUGUUGCACUAGCAGCUUCCAAGAAUAAAGAUGUCGCGGAAAGAACAAGAACCUUCUGCACCAUCUAUCACGGUCGUUGUAUUCUUUGCGCACGCUAUGAGGAAAAACGUAUAAAAAUACAAAAA
This is a messenger RNA of Amoebophrya sp. A120, 2036 nucleotides long. NCBI's taxonomy places the organism in Eukaryota, Dinophyceae, Syndiniales, Amoebophryaceae. The record is from the annotation of a GenBank genome assembly.